Rhizoctonia solani is the source of this 1989-nucleotide messenger RNA. Its product is annotated as glycoside hydrolase family 79 protein. Bases 1 to 1989 code for a protein of 662 amino acids. The record is from RefSeq and is a predicted model, not a curated record. Lineage: Eukaryota; Fungi; Basidiomycota; Agaricomycetes; Cantharellales; Ceratobasidiaceae. The transcript is spliced from 7 exons.
AUGACCCGUUUCUGGAUCGCCGCGCUCGCUGCUUCAGCCGCCGUCUCCAACGCGGUCACCGUCUACAAGCCAGACGACCGCGAGGCUCAGCUCACAGCCACAGCCUCUGCCGAUGCAGCCACCUACACAGGCUCUGCAGCCUAUGACCCCACUGUCCUUAACCCCCCUGCUCCUCCUGAACAGUUCAACCGAGACUUUGCAGUUCAGCUGUCACCGACCGAGCCCCAAGGGCUGAGUAUCCCUCACAGUGGAUCGUAUUUUGGAUUUUCCAUUGAAUUGUCGGUUGCAAAUCGUGUCAUUGGAACCAACUCGUCUGUCCUCGCCGUUCCUUUCCUUAACCAUAUCAUCAAUAUUGCCAACCGCGGCGGCAAAGUUCGUAUUCGAGUCGGUGGAAAUACCCAGGAACGAGCACUGCUCCGUCCAGAGGGUCUCGAGGGUGGAAAAAUCCUCAUUAAGACUGGCCAAUCCGCGACGACGACCGAUACCCCCCAUGUCGAGUUUGCCCCUGAACUCGUCAAGAUGUUGGCAAACGUUGCUCAACUGGUUCCUUCCGAAAUGUACCUCGGUCUCAAUUUUAUGGACAUCAACGAUGGCAUGGCUAAUCAGGUUCAAUUUGCUGUCUUGGCCGAACAACUGUUGGGCGAUAGUCUUCAUGGUAUUGCAGUUGGUAACGAACCCGACUUGUACGAGCUCGAGAACCAUGGCAAGCGUCCUGCCCCCUAUCCCUUUGAUCAGUACAUGACCGAGUGGGGCAACAUGGCCAAUGCUCUUGCCGCUAAUCCUGGCUACACCAACAAAAACAUUCUCAUGGGUCCUAGCACGUGUUGCAGGAGCAGUAACCCGAACUGGAGUAACGAGGGUCUUGCCGGCGCCGGAUAUUUGCAACGCUUCGCCAACGAGCUCAAGGUUGUCACUGUCCAGCGUUAUCCGAACAACAACUGUGGUACCGGUGAAAUUCGUGUUCCUCAGGAGAUUUACGGCAACUACCUCUCGCACCAACUGCUUUCCCAGCAUGCUUCUGAGUAUGCCGAAUUCUCCAACAUUGUUCAAGCCGCUGGCAAACCUCUCUACAUGCUCGAAACCAACACUGCCGCGUGCGGUGGUUUCCCUGGUAUCUCUGAUUCAUUCGGUGCAGGCCUCUGGGGCGUCGACUGGGCACUCAAACUCGCGACCUACAACUUUUCCACCACCCUUUUCCACGUCGGUGGUCAAGGCGACUACUACAACCCCUUUACUCCUCCCCCCACCAACCAGUCGACGUUCCGCCAAUGGACGACCGGCUCGGUGUACUACUCCACCUUGAUCGUCACCGAGUUGUUUGGAAAGAGCGGAAAGAGCCGUAUCAUGGAUCUCAACGCCAACAACAACGAGAACUUGACUCCCGGUUACGUCGUCUAUGAGGACGGUGCCCCUACCAAGGUCUUGUUGAUCAACUAUGUCGAUGAUGCUUCUGGCCAGCACGACGCGACUGCUCGUAUCCAGAUUGGAGGUGCAGACGGUGCUGCCGCGUCCCCUCUCACCCAGGUCCGCGUCAAGUACUUUUCGGCGCCGAGUGUAAGCUUCAAGGGCAACAUGACAUGGGCCGGUCAAACUCUCGGAAACCACUUUGAAUCCGACGGUCGCCUGCAAGGAACCGAAGUCAUCGAGACCAUCCAGUGCCAGAACAACCAAUGCGCCAUCCCACUCAAGGCGCCCUCGUUGGCACUCGUCUUCCUCACCGAUGCAGCGCUCGCCAACUCGUCCCCUGCCGAGUCGGCAACAACCAGCUUCGAGACCUCGGUCUUGACCCGCGUCCGACACACUGCGACGAUCGACCAGGCGGUGCUCACGACGAGCAAUGGACGCGGUGGGAGCAUGGGUAACCAUCUCGGAAGCACCAGUUUCGGAAGUGUGGGUAACGGUGUGAUUGGAGGGUUCCGUGCUCCCGGUGUGGGUGUCUUGGUUGGACUGGUCGUCGGUGCUGCGGCCGUCAUGGGCCUCAGGUGGUAA